Leptinotarsa decemlineata (Colorado potato beetle) is the source of this 1465-nucleotide messenger RNA. RefSeq names its product RNA-binding protein lark (gene lark). Lineage: Eukaryota; Metazoa; Arthropoda; Insecta; Coleoptera; Chrysomelidae. Gene Ontology annotation, molecular function: mRNA binding; zinc ion binding. The record is from RefSeq and is a predicted model, not a curated record. Gene Ontology annotation, cellular component: nucleus.
GAUUCUCUACCCUACGCCAUUUUGGGUGUUGUCGUCUUUGAACAACGUUGUAUCGGAGCGUUGUUUUGCGCAGGUUGAAUUCUCUUUUUUUUUUUAAUAGAAGUUGUAGACAAAAGACGUAUUCGAAAACCAACUUUUCUUUCAACUAGGCCGUGACCGGAAGUCGCCGUCGCAAGUAUGCCGGGUUUUAGCAGCGCGGGCACAUUCAAAAUAUUUAUCGGAAACCUCGCCGAGAAAACGACUGUGGCUGAUCUUCGUCCCCUUUUUGAAAAAUUCGGGAAGGUCGUAGAAUGCGACGUGGUCAAGAAUUACGGAUUCGUCCAUAUGGAGAACGAAUCGGAAGGACGCGAAGCCAUUCAAAAUCUGAACGGACACGUAUUGAACACACAACCAUUGAAAUGUGAAGCAGCGAAGAGUCGGAAAGCGCCCCAGACACCUACGACGAAGAUUUUUGUUGGCAAUUUGACGGAUAACACGAAGGCUCCUCAGAUUCGCGAACUUUUCAAAAAAUUCGGCACGGUGGUCGAAUGCGACAUCGUUCGCAACUAUGGUUUCGUACAUCUAGAGUCAUCGGGCGACGUGAACGAAGCUAUUAAAGAAUUGAACGGCACUAAUGUGGACGGGCAACCGAUGAAGGUGCAGGUGUCUACGAGCCGGGUGCGUCAACGGCCCGGCAUGGGCGAUCCGGAGCAAUGCUAUCGAUGCGGACGCGGCGGUCACUGGUCCAAGGAGUGCCCCAAGGGCAUGGGACCGGACAGAUUCCGCGACCGUAUGUUCGGAAGAGAUCCCUAUCCACCUCCGCCGCCGCCACCCUUCCUGCGCGACCGCAUGAUGGGUCGAUUUGGGGAUAGUUACGAUGGAUAUUAUGAUAGAAGGUUUGAAGAUUCCCGUGACGUCUAUGAACGCCGGUACACAGGUAUGCCUACAAGUCGCGAUAUUGGAAUUCGGAGCAGCAGAGCGGAUUUCAUGACUCCUCCAUUACCACCGCGUAGGGAACCUUUGCCGCCUAUGCCCUCUAUUGGAUUACGUGGAACUCCAUCGAGCAGUAUGAGCAGUAGCUUGAGAGACAGCGGAUUUUCCCGCAGCAGUAGCAGUGAUUAUGGCAUGUUCAGCAGGAGAUCACCUCCACCAUCUAGCAGUAUGACUGGUUUGAGCAGGAGCAGAAUAUAUGAGGAUUUUAGUAGAGAUUCGUUUGAUGAUAGAAGACCCGGACUGCGUGGACCUUCGCCAUCUAGAAGAUAUGCCCCCUAUUAAAUGGCAUGGAUUUGAAUACAUCUACUUCUCAAAAGUUCUAUCAUAAGGUUCUGAUGAGAACCUUGUGGAAUUUAUCAUAUUCAAUGAUAAUAGUUACAUGUCUAGAUCUAAGUCCCCACUUUUUUUUUUUUUUACCAAGUGACAAUUGUGUAUUGUAAUUCCCUUGAUGUUGAUUUUACUAUAUUAAUGGUAAAUAAAGUACUGCAGUGAU